This is a messenger RNA of Penaeus monodon (black tiger shrimp), 1356 nucleotides long. RefSeq names its product G-protein coupled receptor GRL101-like. NCBI's taxonomy places the organism in Eukaryota, Metazoa, Arthropoda, Malacostraca, Decapoda, Penaeidae. The record is from RefSeq and is a predicted model, not a curated record. Bases 1 to 1266 code for a protein of 421 amino acids. The transcript has 12 exons. Gene Ontology annotation, cellular component: plasma membrane. Gene Ontology annotation, molecular function: protein binding.
AUGCAUUCUAGGAGUCACGGUGUUGGAAGUGUCACGGAAAAGGGCCAGAGUGCAGAGUGGAUGCUAGUACAGAAGGUAAAGGCACCGGUUGCGUUCCUGGACGCCAAUCACAAGUGUUUCUACCCCGACUUCCGCUGCAAGAACAGAGAAUGCAUCCGGCCGUUAUUAGUAUGCGAUGGUGUUCCGAACUGUAAUGAUGGAACAGACGAGACCGAGUGUGAGCCAGACAAGUUCAAAGUGUGUGCAUCUGGCAAGCGCAUUCACCAUUUCUAUUGGUGCGACGGACACGCAGACUGUGAGGAUAACCACGCCGAUGAAAUGGACUGCGGAACGUGCAAGGACACCGAGUUUACUUGUCCAGGCAAUCAGUGCAUCCGGAAAGAGAAGGUGUGUGACGCGCACUGUGACUGCCGUGACUGUGACGAUGAACAGAACUGUGGCGAAAUAUACAUCAGGGAUUCAGGUGUGGUGAAGUGUCUGCAAGGCUCUGCUCUAACCUGCAUCCUGGACUUUGACGAUCGCCAACAAGACAGGUGUAUUGAAGCGAAGAAAAUUUGCGAUAACGUAAGGCACUGUGUCAGUCGAGAGCUGCUGAGCGGGAGGGUCGUGACUGAGGAAUUUAAUUGCUCAGCCAAUAAGAGCGCGCCGUGUCAGCCGGGUUUCUUCGCCUGUCAAGAUGGCCGGUGCAUUCCAUUGACCCUGAAAUGUGACAGAAAACCCGACUGUUUGCAUGCAGAUGACGAAGAAAAUUGCCCACGCACCGAGUGUCAGGAAGGCGAGUGGCAGUGCGAGAGUGGCCAAUGCAUCAGCCUGAGGAACCGAUGUGAUCUUGGCUUCCACUGCUUCGAUAAGUCCGAUGAAAUGAACUGCGACGACCAUCCAUGUGCCGAGGGUUAUCGACGCUGCCAGACAGGACAGUGCCUUCAGGAGGAGCUCUGGUGUGACCAUUUCCCCGACUGUUUCGACCACUCUGAUGAAAAGAGCUGCCAUUGGCGCAACUGCACGGAGUCGGAGUUCGCGUGCGCCGACGGACGCCAGUGCAUUCCCAAGUCGAAGCGAUGCCACUUGUCUGAGAUUCGGGCGGAGAACUGCGCCGACCAGUCACAUUUUCUCAAUUGCAGUAAGUCGCCCAAAUGCCCACCGGGGAUGUACCGGUGCUUGUCAGGCGUGUGUCUGAACGCAAGCAAGAAGUGUAACAUCAGAGGCGACUGUCCUGGCUCUUGGGAUGAUGAAGAAAACUGUCGGUUUGACUUGUUCCUACGGUAGCAACUGCAGCUGCGUCCACCUCACAGCCAAUUGCUCUGGUCUCGCCCUGUUUGAUUUCCCGGUCAUAGAACCAAACAUUCGCCGCAGCAU